GAGACAGGAGAAAAAGCCGUAUAGGAAGAGAAGCACAACCGUGGGUGCCCGCCGCAACGAUGAACGGUUCGCCACGCUCACGACAACCGCAGAUAAGCCAUCGAACUAUGUCCUGAAUAGCGGUUUAGAUAGCUGGGAUUGUGCACCGACCAUACAGGGGCAAAAUAUGUCCGCCUCGGUGGGGCCCCGCGGCGGCCCUCGCCCACCCACAGCGCAGAGCUCCAUGCCCGAUCUACCGGACCUCAGUCACCUCACAGAGGAGGAGAGGAAAAUUAUUAUGGCUGUGAUGAUUCGGCAGAAGGAGGAAGAGGCAAAGGAUGAGGCCAUGCUCAAAGAGGAGAAACCCAUACAAGCAAAAACGGUGAACCUGGUCGGAAACAAGAAACCACCUCAGCAGAACGACAUCAGUUUGCACCAGCAGUUUGCCAACUACAAGGAGCAGGUGAGGCGGAUUGGGCCGGAGCCCCCCCAACAGAGGCAGCAGGGCCAACACAAGGAUGACGCCCCCACCUGUGGCAUCUGCCACAAGACCAAGUUUGCUAAUGGCUGCGGAAACCUGUGCUCCUACUGCCAGACUAAGUUCUGUGCCCGCUGUGGGGGAAGGGUCUCUCUGCGUUCCAAUAAUAAGAAAGAGGACAAAGUGGUAAUGUGGGUAUGUAACAAGUGCCGAAGGCAACAGGAUAUGCUCACUAAAUCAGGAGAGUGGUUUCCCAGCCAUGGGCCCAAGGCUGGAGAGCUUGGGUCAGCAGUGAGUGAACCGGCCAUGUGUGGAGGUCCCGUUGGGGAGAAGAAGGCGCGCUCUAGGUCUCAGAACCCUCUCGACUCCUCCGUUUCCACUGCCCAUAACACCCAGCCACAUGCCCCGACCGACCCCAGAAAACGCCUUUCUACAGGGUCAGCUGACACGCUGUCAUCGCGCUCACGUAGUGAGCCUCCACAAGAAAGAAAAAAGCCACCAGCAGCCUCUGAUCAGAAUGGCAAGCUAGGGCCAAGAGGUGAGAGGCGGCGAGGCCUAUCCAAAAUUCACUCUGAGGAGCGAGAUACUGGAGAAAAUCGGAGAGAAAGUCGAAAACUGAUGAAGACUCGCUCUCAGGAGCACGACAGUCCUGAGACCAGGAGGACUGAAGCGGAGCAGAAACCACCCAGGGAACAGUGCAGGACUGACUCAAAUGCUUCCCAUCAUCCGGCCAAGCUCCGGCCAGUGGAGCCUGAUGGACGUAUGCAUCCUAAACCGAGGGAGGCAGGGGAGAUGGUGCAGGACAACAGAGGUGCACGUAGAUGGGCAGAUGGGCGGCAGGCCUCGCUGGAGUGCCAGCAGCAGGCCUACGCCCCAGAGAGGACCUUGGGGGGUACAGGUUUGCAGGGUGCACCUGUUGUGCAGGGUCCUCCUCCUAAAACGAACCACACCCCACAGCCGCCUGCUCCUGGGUUCAGGGUGGGCCCUGCCAUGCCUGCAGGCCCACCUGAGCUCAGGGAGCCUCAGGAAUGGGACAGGAAGUUGCAGCCGAGCCACCUGGACCCCGGCUCAGCUGCGCUGUUGCGCAAAUCUAAACGUCAAAAAGCUGAGAGCAUGCUGCGCAAUGAUUCGCUCAGUUCUGACCAAUCGGAAUCUCUACGACCGCCCCCGCCCCGCCCCUACAAGAGCAAACGGGGAGGAAACAAAAGGCAGAUAUCUGUUAGCAGCUCGGAGGAGGAGGCCGGUUCCACACCGGAAUACACCAGUUGUGAAGAUGUGGAGAUCGAGAGCGUCAGUGAGAGAGGGGACUGGGAGUGCUGUCCACUGGACCCCACUGCGUGGCAUCAUCCGGUUACAUGGCAGCCCUCCAAGGAAGGUGAUCAUUUAAUUGGCCGAAUCACAUUGAGCAAGCGAACAGCCAUGCCAAAAGAGGCUGGGGCUCUGCUAGGGCUAAAGGUGGUUGGGGGGAAGAUUACAGAAACUGGGAGACUUGGGGCCUUCAUCACCAAAGUCAAGAAAGGAAGUUUAGCUGAUGUGGUGGGUCAUCUACGGGCCGGUGACGAGGUGCUUCAGUGGAAUGGUAAAUCAUUACCUGGAUUAACCAAGAAAGAAGUUUACAAUAUCAUCUUGAAUUCCCAAACAGAACCACAAGUUGAGUUAGUAGUAUCAAGGCCAAUAGGUGAUAUACCACGAAUACCAGAAACAUCACACCCUCCAUUAGAAUCUACAGGUUCAAGUUCCUUCGAAUCACAGAAGCUGGAAAGACCCUCUAUAUCUGUCUUGUCCCCAUCCAGCCCGAGUGGUCUUAGAGAUGCCCCUCAGCUACUGCCUGGACAGCUGUCGGUGAAAAUAUGGUACGAUAAGGUCGGGCAUCAGCUGAUAGUGAACGUAUUGCAGGCUAUCGACCUGCCACCCAGAUCAGAUGGACGACCCAGAAACCCCUAUGUCAAAAUGUACUUCCUGCCAGAUAGAAGUGAUAAGAGCAAGAGAAGGACGAAGACAGUAAAGAAAAGUCUGGAGCCCAAGUGGAACCAGACAUUUGUGUACUCUCAUGUCCAUCGCCGGGAUUUCAGAGAACACAUGCUGGAGAUUACUGUGUGGGACCAACCCAGAAUACAAGCAGAGGAGAGUGACUUUCUGGGAGAAAUCCUAAUCGAGCUGGAGACUGCCCUGCUGGAUGACAAGCCUCACUGGUACAAGCUGCAGACACAUGAUGUCUCUUCCAUCCCACUGCCGCACCCGUCGCCAUACCUGCCCCGCAGACACGGACACACAGAAACACCCACCAAAAAGCUGCAGCGCUCGCAGCGUAUUACAGAAACUGAUUGUGAUGAUGGUAUUGGUGUAGUCGCCACAGCUACAGAGAACCGAUCAAGAGAAAGAGAACGGGAAAGAGACAGAGACCGAGCAACUACACUAGAGGUUCCACACCAGAUCAGGCCAACUCAGUAUCGCUCACGAUCUGUGUCCCCACACAGAGAGGAGAGCAGGGAACGGUCCCGCCCGGCCAACGUCCCUGCACAGAGGAGUCUGGAUGAGGUCCAGCACAGCCGGCGAUCCCGUUCCCCAACACGCUACCACGAUCGUGCCCGUGUGCAAGAGAGAGAUUACGUAGAUGACAGUAAUUGCAGUGAGGUCAUCUUGAUACACAGAUCAAUGCGGGGUAGAAGCGCAGAGUGUCUGCACACCCAAAGUGAUCUCCAGCCCUCUCUUGACAGGGUUAGAAGUGCUAGUACCAACUGUCUGAGACCAGGUUCUAAUUCCAAUUCACCUGAACGAGACAGGAGCACCCAGUCUCUGCCCCGUACCAGACCCAUGAGCCCCAGGAUCCUAAUUCAGCAUGCCUCCCCAGAAGACGACAGCUGGGUUUUGGAGGCUAUGUUCCCCGCUCAGGAGACAGUUCACCACCUCAGUGCAAAGCCUGACGCACAGAGGCAGUCGAGAACUCUGGACAAGCCUAGCUGUCAGAAACGUGGCAAGAAAAUAUCUGACAGCGAGCGGGUGCAGCCACACUCCAGCUCCAAAUUUUCCUCAUCAACAGCGGCCCCUUCUUCGACACGCAAGAUCAGACAGCUUCCUCAAGUCCCUGCCAAAAGCAGCAGUGUAGAGCAAGCUCUUGCUUCAGAGGAGCGAACGCGGCAAAUGAAAGUACGUACCUUCCAAACACCAGCUCCCUCCAGUACCAGCCACGAUCUGGAGAGGACGCUCAAGAAUAAAAGAGAGCUUUAUAAGGAGCAGCGACAGAGCAGUGAAAAUGUAUCCCAUAAGUCCUCAGACAGUGAUGUCAGUGACGUGUCAGCCAUCUCUCGUGCCAGCAGUGCCUCGCGGAUCAGUAGCACCAGCUACAUGUCCAUUCAAUCAGAACGACCCAGGGGUCAAUUUAGCCGUCAUAUCCAUCCAUCCAGCCGCAGCAUGCUGAAGAGUACGAGCGUUAGUGGGGAAAUCUACACUCUGGAGCGUACGGAUGGCAGUCAGUCAGACACCGCUCUGGGAACACUGGGAGCAGGAGGGAAAAAGCGCAGAUCCAGCCUUAGCGCACGUGUGGUCGCCAUCGUGGGCAUUCCCUCCCGCCGCAGCAGAAGCACCUCUCAGCUCAGUCAGACAGAAGCAGCCAACAAGAAAGCAAAGGGAUCCAGUAAGAUCCAGCGCAGUCAGGAGACGGGAAUGGCAGUGGAGUAUCCCCGCAAUGUCAUGGCUCGCCAAGCCAGUCGAGAGUCCACUGACGGCAGCAUGAACAGUUACAGCUCUGAGGGCAAUCUGAUCUUCUCAGGGAUGAGGUUAGGGGCCGACAGCCAGUUCAGUGACUUCCUAGAUGGACUUGGCCCUGCUCAGCUGGUGGGCAGACAAACACUUGCCACGCCGGCUAUGGGAGAUGUUCAGAUUGGACUGAUAAACAAGAAAGGGCACCUGGAAGUUGAGGUUAUCAGGGCCCGUGGUCUUAUACCUAAACCAGGUUCCAAAUCGCUGCCGGCUCCCUAUGUCAAGGUCUAUUUGCUGGAAAACGGAGCGUGCAAAUCAAAAAAGAAAACCAAGAUUGCACGGAAAACGCUUGAUCCCUUAUAUCAGCAAUCGCUGCUGUUUGAAGAAAGUCCGCAGGGUAAAGUUCUUCAGGUAAUAGUCUGGGGAGAUUAUGGCCGCAUGGACCACAAAUGUUUCAUGGGAGUCGCCCAGAUUCUUUUAGAGGAGCUGGAUCUUUCUAGCACCGUGAUCGGUUGGUACAGACUGUUUCCCCCUUCAUCACUGGUCGACCCCACGUUAGCUCCUCUCACUCGUCGUGCUUCCCAGACCUCGCUGGACUCUUCAGGGCCGCCGGGCAUCAGGUCCUAGUGAACGGACAGGAAACGCACGACCCAGUGGACCAAUCAGAACCAGAGCGGCAGAUAAAGAGACAGAUGGACAGAAUCAUGAUCAAAGCUUUGCUGAAGCCUGACAAUCACUUCUCUCUUUUACUUUUGAGCUUUGGGUUGUAGAGAUUUCCUUUGAUCCACUCUGCUCCUUUACUGCAUGUUUUGUGGCUGAGGUGACGAUUCGACCCAAACAGAAAAGAGAAGGAAGGGAUAGGCAGACGAAAUGCGAUCCCGCUUCAGCCUACAGUGACACCGGUAGCCUAGAUUGCUCCGGUCAGUCAGCGCAUUUAUUUUCUCACGUUGACGAGAGUGAGAGGACAGCACUGCCUCUCCUCUAUAUUGCACUUUCAGGAAGCCCCUCUGCUGAAAGACCAGAGGUCAAGGGUUAAAGGUCAAGAUUUAGUCUUCUCUGAGAGUUUCCUCUCUGCAUCAUGGAUAUUGCAUCCAAGGUCCCGCCGUGUGCCCGUCUGGCACGAACUCAGACUCAGAUUGUGUGACUGUGGCGUGUGUGUGUGUGUGUGCGUGCGAGAGUGUGCGUUUGUGUCUAAGAAGGCAGGGAGACACCUGAGAACCUUUUAAGUCUGUUUACAGCAGUCGCCACCGACUGCUUUGCCUUUUCACAUUAAUGUUGAUUUGGUAAAUAGGCACACUUUGUAGAAUGUGAAAACAUGCUUCAUGGAAGACACAAAGCCACUUGUAUUCGAUUCACCGGGACUGUAAGAAGCUGCCACUAUCAUUUAACAGAAAACAUUAGCUCACUAACACGUCCGAUUUCCAGGUUUCACGCGAUCACCAAUCAUAUCUUACAGGCAAUUCCAAGCACUUUUAAUUCUAUUCCAUUUGGUAAAGGACCUGUACAUACCGAUAUUAGAAUUUCUACCCGAAUAGAAUUUACAUUAUUUUAAUGCAAGCACAAAUGCUUGAUUUUUGAACAAAAAAAGAGAAAAAGUUCAAGCUUUGGGAGAUUAAAAGUAAUACAAAAAAAGAGGCCAAAAAUCGGAAGCUUCCUAUUUUUAGCAGUUUGUCAUCAGUUCAGUUGAUUAUAAAACCAAUCUCACAGAUCCCCCCCUGAGGAUCACAUUUUGAAUGUGACAGUGAGAUGUCCCAACAAGGGGAACAGACGCCACCAACGAGGGGAACAGCAUGAAUCUGGAACUGUUCCAAGCUGCAUGCACAUUUUGUAAAACAAGACAGAUGAGAAAAAAAAGAGACUACAUUAAGUGUGUGUUAGUUCCACAAACUGUAGGCCAGCUUGUAUGUUGCAUGUACUUGUACAGUUUGCUUGUACUUGAUAUAAACAGAUUAUCAAAUAAAACGAAGCCAUUCAUUCCAUGUGUGGGCAUUUGGCCGGGUUCUGCCAUACACACAGGCCUUAUUUUGGGGCUGAAUGUCUAUAAGAAUUUUUUUAAUAGUUUGAUUUCCUUUCCUUUUUUUUUUUUUUUUUAACCCUGGACUAAUAAAUAAGUGCCGUACUGUAGUAAUGAGUGAAAAUAAGGCCCUAUUUUAUUGAAGAUGUUGGUAUUCACUGUAGUCUGUACUACUGUGGGGCUAAAACUAAGGUAGAUUAUCUGUAUAAAAACUAGAGCUAUCUAUAUAUGGAAUAUAAUUAUGAAAAUCACAAUGACUUAGAGAUAUAUCGAUAUUGAAACAGAGUGUAUCAAGUAAACAUCACUUACGUACAUGCAUAUAUUGUAAAUAUGAGUCUGCAAAGAAGUUUACUUAUAUUUACAAAGUGGCCCCAUUCAAGUUAAUGGAUCAGUGAUCUGUCUCUUGGUUCUGCUGAGCGGAAGAAGGGAUGCCUCCAAAGUUUUAUUUUAGUGAUGGCCAAUCUGAUGAGAGAAAUUUGGACCUCUAUCGAUCUGAUGCAUUAGCAAAAAUGCUCACGAAUCCUCGUUUCAAUGAGAAGUUUACUUUAAAUGCCUGGUUUCGGCAGACUUAUUUACUUUGUCAGUAUUAUUCAAGGAUACUGAUUGUUUACAGUUCGUGUGUUCCACUGAAACAAAAUUGAAAGUAUUCACUGCAACAUUUCUUGUUUGUACAGCAGACGUGGCUCAAAUAAUGUGUAUGUUUUAUAUUCAAGAGUUCAUUUUUAUUAUUUACAAAUAAAAGACUGUGUGGAAGAAAA
Carassius gibelio (silver crucian carp) is the source of this 6928-nucleotide messenger RNA. Its product is annotated as regulating synaptic membrane exocytosis protein 1-like. Bases 167 to 4783 code for a protein of 1538 amino acids. The transcript is spliced from 32 exons. Gene Ontology annotation, biological process: calcium ion-regulated exocytosis of neurotransmitter; regulation of membrane potential; regulation of synaptic plasticity. Gene Ontology annotation, cellular component: presynaptic membrane; cytoskeleton of presynaptic active zone. Gene Ontology annotation, molecular function: transmembrane transporter binding; small GTPase binding. NCBI's taxonomy places the organism in Eukaryota, Metazoa, Chordata, Actinopteri, Cypriniformes, Cyprinidae. The record is from RefSeq and is a predicted model, not a curated record.